UGAACGCGAACCGUCAGCAACACGCAGGUCAGCAGCAGCUAUCUAUGGUGGCUAUCGCAACAGCAGUCGUCGUAACCGCUGUAAAGAAGGAGUUUUGAAGCGCCACUAGCCACCGCAGCAGCUGUACUGGGUUGUGCAGCUUUGACGGAUGGGUCGAGCUAAGUGAAAUGAGCAGCAGGAGCUAAGCGAGUGAGCUGCGGUGGGCCACGACACAAACGCUAUAGCAACAGCAAUAAUCGCGCCGAUCAGGCAGUAGUCAACAUCGGUUUUGAAAGUCAACCAGCCAUUUAUUCGCUAGGUCCAUUUUGAUCUUUGCCGCUGAAACAACAACAACAACAACAACAGUACGAAGAGAGUGAGUCUUUGUGAGCAAGCCCCGAAAUUCAGCAAAGGCUGAGCACGGAAGGGCCUGCUGCAACAGCACUGGAAUAGUCACUACCAGGCGUGUGUGGGCGUGAAAAAAGAGCCAUGAAAAUUCGAAGCGGAUCAAUAGUGAGUGAAUAGCUGCUCAGCAGUAGGUGUGAUUAUUAAGGAAUCAUAGCGAUAGCAUUGGAAUGGCCUGGGGGGGAGCUGGCUUCUAGAGCCAGUUGGCGUUCGAGUCGAAGCGAGUGCUGCGGCCCUAGCUAAUUUCCUUGAUUUAGACUAGGAACUAAACGCGACCGUUGGUCCGUACUGCAACAAAUCACUACGAAAACGCAGUAAAUGUGUGUAUUUGUAUUGUUACUACUGAAAUUCAGCUAGUUAAUCUGUAUCUGUCGGUCAGUUCAUGUGCAUCUAUACGGUAAAGAAGGGUAAACCCUGCGUGCGCUGAUGUCACCCGACAUGGUGUAGGACUUCAAAAUAGAACCAACCGUACAUUGGCGCUUUGACCGUGAAGAAGACUGCCAGCGUUCACUAAGUUCGACUACGAUAACCGGCAGACAAGCGGCGCAGCUCAUUGGAUUGCCACUGCGUUGGAUCUAACUUAGUGCGCGACAGACAAUUCAUAGUUAUUUACGAAACAAGUUCCUUUUUUUGUUAGAGAUUCUGGCGUUGUUACAGAUUCUCUGUGAACAAUUUCAUCAAUAUUUUAAUAAUCCCAAAGAGAAAAGACUUCCAUUCGACGGUCGGAUACAUUCUAUCUACGUCUUUCUAGUCAGCUACAGACAGAUCGGCAAAGGCAACAUAAAAGUCAAUUCAGAUUCCUGUAACUCUUUGCUUUUUGUCGUCUCAUUCUCUUCGUCUCGUCAACUCUCCAGAUUCCCACAGCUUAUAGAGAAGAUUAGUUCCUCCCAUUCGGCACCUUCUAUUAGCAACGGUAGACACCAGCCCUGUAGCCGUUGUUGAUCUCAUGAACGGCGUACAACGUUCAGCUGACAGUUGCAUCAACUAGCCUGUAUCUGUAGCAGGAACUGCAAGACACUUUCAUUCCUGCCAUAUUUGUAUAUGAAAGAGUGUUUGCUGCGGCAAACAAUCGAAGUCGCUCAGCGAGCAGGCGACCAAAACUCGCGAACAUCACUGUCGCCCUGCUGCUCGUUGCUAAUCGUGUCGGUCGUCCGUUAGAUCGUUCGUAGCCAAUUUAGCUACCAAUUGCGACAGCUAUUUGUUGGGCUGACCGUCGUCGCUGAGUACAACGAAGAGAAACAAACCUGCUGACUUAAUCCGAACAGUAAUAACAGCCUAAGAAGCGAAGCGAUGAACGUGAAUCGAAAAUUUACCGUUCAAAUUCAGCUACUAGCAAAUUUAUUCUAGGGCUAUUUCAAGUUUUCAGCGUAGAAACCCGUCAUUUCAACAACUGCUAUUGCCAGUGUAAGAGUCCAAACCUCGCUUGCUCCGUUACUUACAUUGUUUUUGCAUUCACUCCGAGUAAAGCAAUCGAGCUUACUGGACUCGCUGUCGCGACAUACAGGAGAGAAACCUGGCCGCAGCUGUAACGACCUUCAAGCUUGUUUGUUUUGCAAAUCUCACCGACUUGAUUGUACCUUGAUGUGAGUGUCAUCAUUGAUCACUACCUAGCAAAAUUAAGAAAACUUAGCUUAAAUAACUGAACCGUACUAAAAUCGCUAGGGGAAGUGGACCCGUUACUUGCCGUGGAACUCGUUGAAUAAUUUUUUUUUGUUGAUACUGCGUCGAUUGGCAGUCUACUUCAUACUAGCGUACGAGUCUCGGGAUUUGUUUCGUGUUAUUUACUAAUGAUUAUUAAUGGAGUCGUUGUCCCCUCAUCAACGCCCCCGCCAACUACGGAUAUUCAAGCGUCUCUAAGUCACGUAUCAAGCUACUCCACUUGACUACCUGUUUUUGGUGGUUUACUAUAUACCUAGAAUCUGUUUCGCCACAUAGAGAAGAAAACGCAGGGUACAGAAACAUAGAAGUGUCGCCAGUCAUCGUGUUUCAGCUUUGGUGUUUAAUAUAAUACUUUCCUCGUACAUAUAUCUGCACUUGUUUCGUCGCUCGUUUACAUUAAAAUGUGCAAGAAGUUUUCUUGAAGCAGGUAUUCAUCUGCACUAUCUUCCGUUAGCCCAGAGUGUUUCUCGUUGCUCUGGUUGAACAUUUAACAACGGAACAAAAUAUCUACGAUUCUCAACGCAACAAUUUCAUCUAUUUCAACAAUUAGAACUACAGUCUAGCAGCCCUCAGCACCGUCUUAUUGCGACUUAAGCAGAAACUCACCGAAAUAUCGUAGCCCAGAAGAAUCUAACGAACUAGAGUUAGGAACCUUCAACCAUUAUGUCGUUGAAACAAUUAGUCGGUCAGAAAAUUCUGAACGAUGUCGUUCGUUCAGUCAAAAAGAAGGGGGAUUGGAAAGUGCUGGUUGUGGACACUUUAGGCAUGAGAAUGAUCAGCGCGUGCUGCAAAAUGCACGAGCUGGCCGCGGAGGGCAUGACUAUCGUGGAAGAUCUCGCCAAAAAGCGAGAACCACUGCCUGACGUGGAGGCGGUAUAUCUGAUCACGCCAACCGAGAACUCGAUCCGUCUCCUAAUGAACGACUUCCGUCUUGGUAUGCACAUGUACAGGUGCGCUCACAUUUUCUUCACCGAAAAGUGUCCCGAUGAACUGUUCACCGAUCUGUGUAAGUCGCCCAUUGCAAAAAGCAUCAAGACCUUGAAGGAAGUCAAUAUUGCAUUCCUGCCUUACGAGUCUCAGGUGUACUCACUGGACUCCGUACACACGUUCCAGUGCUACUACAAUCCCAAUCGAAUUUCGGAUAGGCCAGCCAAUCUUGAGAGGAUUGCCGAACAAGUGGCUACUCUCUGUGCUACUCUAGGAGAGUAUCCUUCAAUCAGAUAUCGAGCUGAUUUCGAGCUGAACUCAGAGCUGUCACAACUGAUCAAUCAAAAACUAGACGCAUACAAAGCGGACGAACCAACUAUGGGUGAGGGUCCGGAGAAGUUACGCUCGCAGCUGCUGAUUUUGGACCGCGGGUUUGACUGCGUCUCUCCACUUCUGCAUGAGCUCACUUUCCAGGCUAUGGCCUAUGAUUUAUUGCCCAUUGAGAACGAUGUUUAUAAGUUCGUGGCAUCACAGGGCAACGACGAACGCGAAAAGGAGGUGUUACUCGAUGAAAAUGACGAUCUUUGGGUGGAACUUCGGCACCAACACAUUGCUGUGGUGUCGCAGCAGGUGACCAAACAAAUGAAAAAGUUCAUCGACUCCAAACGCGGAAUGGCGAGUGGUGGAGACAAGUCUAGCCUCAAAGACCUCACCGUUAUGAUCAAGAAAAUGCCGCAGUACCAGAAAGAACUUAACAAGUACUCGACCCACCUGCAUCUAGCAGAAGACUGCAUGAAGUCGUACCAGGGAUACGUUGACCGACUUUGCAAAGUCGAGCAAGAUCUAGCGAUGGGCACGGAUGCCGAGGGUGAAAAAAUCAAGGAUCCGAUGCGUAAUAUUGUGCCCAUCCUUCUCGAUACAGCUGUAUCCAACUACGACAAGAUCCGUAUAAUUCUACUGUAUAUCCUAAGCAAGAACGGAAUCUCUGAAGAGAACCUUUCCAAGCUAAUUCAGCACGCUCAAAUUCCUCCUUCUGAAAAAGGAAUCAUUAGCAAUAUGGCACACCUCGGCGUCAACAUCGUCACCGAUAUCUCGAAUCGCUGGAGUGGGAUCUCGGCGUCCUACGAGGAUCCAGCCAACAUAGGUGGCUGGCAGCCUCCCAAGACUGGCCGUAAGAAGAUAUACCAACCACAUCGAAAGGAACGAAUUACUGAGCAGACAUACCAGAUGUCUCGAUGGACACCUAUCCUCAAGGAUGUCAUCGAGGACGCCAUCGAAGACAAACUUGACCAGAAGCACUAUCCAUUUGUCGGUCGAAGAGACGGCGGAUAUACGCGGGCCGCUCCCACUUCCCAGCGUUAUGGCCAAUGGCACAAAGAUCGUAAUCAACAGGCCAACCUCAAAAAUGUUCCUCGACUUAUCGUUUUCAUAAUUGGUGGUGCCACUUAUUCGGAAAUGCGUGUCGCAUAUGAAACCACACGUGACCUAAAGAACUGGGAGGUGAUUGUGGGGUCUGACCACAUCAUCACUCCCGAAGGAUUUCUCUCCGACCUCAGAGACAUCACAAAUGCCUAAACUACAUUCCUUCUAGAACAAAAGGACGUUGAUAUGUGUUAACAUCUGAAUUGUGACACUGUCGAGUCAGAGGAGAAACUUUCCAACUUCCUUUCCUAUUGAGAUGAACAUUAAAUCUGAUAAUUAUGUGAGAUACUUCUGUUAAACUAGUAGCCGACUAUUUGAGGUGAUGAAAGGCCGACCGCGGGCAUGUAGUAAUGCUUGUACACAAUAUUGGCGUAAACUUGUAUGCUCCCUCAAAGCGUUUCCGGCCGGUCAUUGUCUGCGGCGGGGCUUCUACUAAUCACAGGAGAUAGAGUGGAAGAAGGCGACAUAUACAAGGGCCUUUGAAACGUGCGCAGUCUCUAAUCACACGACCGUAUAGACCAAAUAAGCCGGACACGUUGGAUAAAUACAAGCGUACCACAAGGAUCAACUCUAUGUUGGAAAAAAGAUAGCAACAAUUAGACAGAGGCGCACAUGAGCCUGUGUCUGAGCAUGGUCUAUAUAUUUUUCUCGAAUUUAACGAGGAGCAGCAAUACAUGGCUUCCGCAGCCAUUAACCUCUACUAACACAAUAUAUUAUGACAAUGCGUCACGCUUCUAUCGUUGAAACGUUGGCUUUAGUGUCUACAACGGAAUUCCAACUAAACAGAAAUAGCGGUAAUCUAACGGAUUUUGAUUGAAUUUAGUGAAUCUGUGACCCUAACAGUUGAAAAUUAUACAGAAGAACAUAAAAAAUUGGGUGACCACGAGUUAUUAAUAACUCUUAAUUGAGCAAAAGGGGAACGGCAGUCAGUUGAUCCGCAGAGUGUGCUAUGCGCCUGACUGAUUGGUUGAUUGAUGUUAACGGAUCGUUCGAUCGAUUUGCUUAUCAAUUUCCUUAAAUCAUCUCUUUCAUCACGCAAGUAACGCGGGUGUUAUAACGAUGGCACGGAAGCAUCUACAUAAUUCUCAAUUAACAGACUUAAGGAUGAUAAACGGCCGAUGAUGACUAUUCUAGUUCUACCAUCACUCUCUCUCUCUCUCUCUCUCUAUCUCUCUAUCUCUCUCUCUCUCUACUAUCGAUUGCUGUACGACGAACAUACAAAUAGAUAGACAGCAAGAACCAAGAAGACUUACUCGAACUGGAAUCCCAACCGAACCGUAGGCAAAUAACUGACGAAGCACUGAGAAAGGCGGAUGUGUUAAAACUCUGCGAUUACAUUUGAUGAUUACUUAACGGAAAAACUAACUGUUAUUGUAGCAGCACACGGGGAAUCUAAGAACCGAAAUCAGCUGGUGGAUCUAUGCUAUCAAUCAUCGAAUCAACCAAGCAAUGAACAUGUAUAACGAAUCAAUAGGUUGUCGUCAGCUUGGGUAAACUUGCACAAACCACACAGGGCAACAAUACAAGUAAUGUUAAUUUAAAUUACAGUAGCGACAACGAUAUGGCAGCAACGAUGGCGACAGCAAAAAGAAAAAGAUCACCCAAAAGUGCCACGACGCAGAUGAUAGAAAAAAAAAAUACAAAGUUCGUUAUAAAGGUAAUUCAAUAUAUGCUAUGAUGCUGAGAACAAGCGAUACAAUACCGUGGGCAGGCACAGUUAUAAUAACUGCUAACGGUAGGGACGUAAAAAAACAUCGUAAAAAAAACUUAUCGUAAACAAAAGUACGGUUGAAAACGAAUUAUUGUUAUUAAUAUUACUGCACUAUUCUUAUUAAACGUUUCCUUGUUGUGAGUAUAUUAUUAUUAUACCAAACGAUUAAUAUGGGAAAAGAAUAAGUAGACAAAGUGAUACGUCUAAAACCAUAUAAAAUAUAUUAUUACUCAGAUUAUAAUUCGUAAUGAGUUCAUUACAACGGGAUGAGGCGAGCGAGCGAAAUUGCUGUCGCAUCUCAAGCAAUACACGAUCCUUAACCGGCUAGAUAAAUGAAACAAACGUUUAAAAACGUAAAGUGAUGCGAAUAACUAGCGCGUGUACAAGAUAAGUAAAUUAAAUUUAUUUUUUUGUUUAUAUUACGA
Varroa destructor (honeybee mite) is the source of this 6528-nucleotide messenger RNA. RefSeq names its product Syntaxin-binding protein Rop (gene Rop). Lineage: Eukaryota; Metazoa; Arthropoda; Arachnida; Mesostigmata; Varroidae. The record is from RefSeq and is a predicted model, not a curated record. Gene Ontology annotation, biological process: vesicle-mediated transport.